AUGGGUCAAGCCACUCAUGCCUCCCAGUUGGAUAUAGAGCGUCUUGAGAAGACAUUUGGAAUUGCAUGGAUUUUGGUAAAGCUUCACGACGCGACAGCUUCAGACAGUGUUUUGGAAUCAAAAAUAUUUUUCAGCACUUCUGAAUACGCACAAGUGCCGCGACGUGCGACAGAUCUCUUCCUACCGCUAGUCCAGCAAUUACUACAAGAGUGGAACCUUACUCUUCACGCAGCGGAAAACCGUUUAGAAAUGAAGCGUACGGAGCUGCUGAUGGCGAAUGGGAAAAAUCCGCGCCUAAUCCGAGACUUGUUGGGCGAUGCCCAGCUGUGGGACCUGCUGAGAAAGAGUUGUAAACAGCAAAUAAAUGACUUGGUGGCACUUCAAACCAGCUACUACAUGAGUGAAUCAUGGGCUAUGCUUCGCGAGAACAAAUCUACGGAACUUAAUGGAUUGAAGGAAGAAGGGGCGUCCUUUCGGAAAGAAAUAGACGGUCUAGAACAGGAAUUCAAUUUGACCUCAAUCGGGGAAGCACAAAAAUCAACAUCGACGAAUAAGAGCAUGAAACGGCUAAGUUGGAUUACGAGUCUCUUUGGAAUGAACAUUGAUGUCUUGGCAAAUAAUCCUCCCUGGUGGCUUUACAUUCCAUUUGCCGUGGUCACCACAUUUUUCACUCUUGCCGUGUGGUUAAUUUUCAAAUACAACGUUGAUUUGGAGGAAAAUAUAGAUCUCGGUUUUAAACGUCUACUUAAGGCGCCAGCCCUCGGCAAGUCUUUGACAAAGGCUAGCACUGACGACCCUUCGCACGGCAACGAACCACAAGUUUGA
Penicillium manginii is the source of this 825-nucleotide messenger RNA. RefSeq lists its product as uncharacterized. The coding region runs from base 1 to 825 and encodes 274 amino acids. Lineage: Eukaryota; Fungi; Ascomycota; Eurotiomycetes; Eurotiales; Aspergillaceae. The transcript has 6 exons. The record is from RefSeq and is a predicted model, not a curated record.